AAACAGCUUUACUAAAAUUAGAUUAUUGAAUUGCUUUUAGUAGCAAAGAGACACCUGUGCUCACUACUGUUAAGUUUUCCGUCUACAUCAAGACAACAUGGAGAUCAGAGCUCUCUGCAUCAGACUGUUGAUAAGCAUCAUGAUUCUGCUGUGUGUACAGGAUCAGAAAGUUGAUGCAGUUUCUCUUCGUGUUGUUCCAAACAGAUUGCAGUUCUUUGAAUAUGAAUCAGUAACAUUUCACUGUGAAGGAGUCGAUUAUUGUGAAGUUGUGCAUAAAUUCAAAGGGAAAGUAGAAGCAUGUAGUAAAACUAACAAAAGGACAGCAACAGGAUCAUCCUGCAUGAUUAAAACUGUUUAUACAGAGGACAGUGGAGAGUACUGGUAUGAGACUGAAAGAGGGACAAGAAGCAACAGCAUCAACAUCUCUGUCACUGAUAGUCCUGUGAUCCUGGAGAGUCCUGGUGUUCCUGUGUUAAUGGAAGAAACUGUGACUCUGAGCUGCAGGAACAAAAUUGCAUCCUACAACUUGACAGCAGAUUUCUACAAAGAUGGAUGUCCUAUCUAUCAAAGCUCCACAGGAAACAUGGCCAUCCACAGAGUUUCAAAGUCAGAUGAAGGACUUUACAAGUGUAGCAUCUCAGGAGUUGGAGAAUCACCAGAGAGCUGGCUGAAAGUCACAGACAUGACUCAUUCCUCCUCUGCUGCCACGCCUUGGAUCAUUGCUACCAUUUUAGUCAGUGCUCUGUUGGUGGCAGUGGGACUGUAUCACUUUGGCAAAGGUUACUGGAAGAGAGAGGCAGGCACAGUGGAUGCAGGAAGAGCAACAUAUGCUUUAGUUGGUUAG
Messenger RNA from Oreochromis aureus, 844 nucleotides. Its product is annotated as low affinity immunoglobulin gamma Fc region receptor III-like. Lineage: Eukaryota; Metazoa; Chordata; Actinopteri; Cichliformes; Cichlidae. Gene Ontology annotation, biological process: cell surface receptor signaling pathway. Gene Ontology annotation, molecular function: transmembrane signaling receptor activity. The coding region runs from base 98 to 844 and encodes 248 amino acids. The record is from RefSeq and is a predicted model, not a curated record. The transcript is spliced from 7 exons.